AUGGCGCUGGGCCGGAACGAUGCGGAGGAUCAAGAGGCCGCCUCUGGUUCGCCCGAAGAGCGAUCCAGAUCCACAUGGGCACAGGUGGUGUCGGGGGCGGAGCAGAAUGACUGCGAUCCCGGCGGUGAUCGCCGCGCGGGUUACGCUCGAAACCAGUGGACUACUGAAGAGGAACAAAACUUUGGUACCAGCACUGGAGAGCGGCAUUCUCCUCGAUCCCGCCCUUCUGUACCGCCCAGCAAGGCUGUUCACGAGGGAUAUGAAAGGAGUGAAGAUGGUAGACAGGGAAACCACAAGCAAGGCCAUUGGAAUGACAACGAUAACAAUGAUGGUUGGCAAACUGUGGGAAAAAAGACUCCAAAGCGCACCACCCAUAAGGUCCAAAUGAAUCACUGGCAAGAAUACAAACGCCCUGUUAGUGAGCAAGAAUUCUCUAAUGGGGUUGAAUAUGGUGACAACCUCCAGCCCUCAGAGGAAGAGCUUGCUAACCUUUCAGAAGCUUGCAGUAAACUUUGGGAACUUGAUUUAAACCGUUUAGAACCUGGGAAGGACUAUCAGAUUGACUGUGGUGAAGGGAAGAAGGUUUUCCAUAAGGAAGACAUGGCAGAAGGAAGUCUGUUCUCCUGGCUGAGUGAGGACAUAUUCAGGAGGCCUACUUUUUCUCGUUUCUGCUCUCUUCUAGAUAAUUAUAAUCCAAAGGCAGGGUGUAAAGAAGUUGUUACACCUCAAGAGCUCCAAGAGCAAGCAGCAUUUAUGGAAGAAAUCAGUAGAACUGCACCAAUCAAAUAUCUUCACAAGUAUCUGUCAUCCAAGGGCAUUGUGCCUGAGAAUUAUCAAGACUUUAAGAGAACGUUGACUGGUCUCUGGUUUGAUCUUUAUGGCCGUGGUGGUACAUCGAGUUGCUCUUCUGCAUUUGAACAUGUUUUUGUUGGGGAAAUCAAGCAUUGUGGUGAGCAAGAAGUUUCAGGCUUUCAUAACUGGCUUCAGUUUUAUUUGGAAGAAGCAAAGGGAAGGGUUGAUUAUCAAGGUUAUAUUUUCCCUCGUAGACGCGGGCAGAUACCUGACUCAGACACUCAGCUGCUUACAAUUCAGUUUGAAUGGAACGGUGUGCUGAAAUCUGUGUCAAGCACGUUGAUUGGGGUGAGCCCUGAGUUUGAGAUUGCGCUCUACACAUUGUGUUUCUAUGUGGGUGGGGAGGACAACCAUGUUCAGCUGGGUCCGUACCCUGUCAAUAUCAAGUGCUAUCGCUUAGCCAACAAUAUUGGGAGCGCAUUCCCUGUUGCAGAGAGCUAGCUGAUGAUUCAAAGUUAAAGCAGCUCCUCCACUUACAAUGUUACUUCUAAACAUGCAGCUAGCUAGCUGAUGAAUGUGUGGUACAAUGGCUGUCAAGAUCGAUAAAAAUGUUUAGAGAUCUAGAAUUCAUGCCAUCAAUCUCAUUUAAACCUAGUGAUUGUUGUGAUAAUUGAUGAUCAUGUAUGAGGAACAUUAUUAGUUAAUAUGUGAGCUCCCAUGUCGUAGACAUAGAAGUAGGAGUUUCUCAAAUGCAUAUGACAUGAUAAACAUAAGUUCAUGUUUAUCUGUGUAUGAGAAGACUUUUAAUAAUUAAUCAAUCCAUAACAUUAAAUCUA
Diospyros lotus (date-plum) is the source of this 1628-nucleotide messenger RNA. RefSeq lists its product as uncharacterized. The transcript is spliced from 8 exons. The record is from RefSeq and is a predicted model, not a curated record. Lineage: Eukaryota; Viridiplantae; Streptophyta; Magnoliopsida; Ericales; Ebenaceae. Bases 1 to 1293 code for a protein of 430 amino acids. Gene Ontology annotation, molecular function: RNA endonuclease activity.